GAAAGUGAAGCAACGCCAUUUUGUCUUUUACGUGUGUUUAGUGUUGAUGUUUCAACAUGAGUGAUUAUUCUGCGGUAGCUCCGCCACAAAAUUUUAACCAUACAGCAGCCUUUGCUGCGGCCCUUCAACGUGCUAAGCAGAUUGCAGCCAAAAUUAACCCUGGAGCAGCAGCAACUGAUCCAAGUAGACAGAAAAGACCACACGACGAUAGUGGAUCUGAACCAGAACCAAAAAAAUUAGCUGGUCUUGAUUUUGGCCCUAAUCAAGCAAUGUCACCAGCGAAAAGUGGUACGCAGGCUCAAGGCGCAGCUGCAGUUCAUGCAGCUCACAUCGGCCUGACGAGCAGCGCGGCCCCUCCGCCUCCUUUCCAAGGCCCUGUUAUUAAUGAAGAUAUUAGAGUACCUGACAAAAUGGUCGGGCUAAUAAUUGGCCGUGGUGGGGAACAAAUAACACGGCUUCAAGCAGAGGCCGGUUGUAAAAUACAAAUGGGCGCGGACGGUUCUGGACAACCAGAUCGUGUGUGUUCAUUAUCCGGACCGCGUGAUGCAAUACAACGUGCAAAAGACAUGAUUUACAGCAUUGUUCAGACACAUCAGCGACCUCUUGACUCACCGCCACCUCCACAACACCCACCCACAAAUUCGAAUUCGAGUAGUUUAAAUUCAGAAUUCCCUGGUUUAGGAGCCCAGGGAGGAGGUGGUAGUGGUGUAACACAAGUAGAAAUAAUGGUUCCUGGACCAAAAGUAGGACUUAUCAUUGGUAAAGGUGGUGAAACAAUAAAACAAUUACAAGAAAAAUCUGGUGCCAAAAUGGUUGUCAUACAAGAAGGACCCAAUCCCGAACAAGAGAAACCAUUACGAAUUACUGGUGAUCCACAAAAAGUAGAAUAUGCAAAACAAUUAGUUUAUGAUCUCAUAGCGGAAAAAGAAAUGCAAGCAUAUAGAGGACCUGGAGGAGGCGGUGGUGGAGGUGGACCACGGGGUGGAAAUGGUGGACCUCCUAACCAAGGUAAUCAAAACAAUCGAGGGGAUAAUCGCGGUCCUGGAGGAGGAGGAGGUGGCUAUGGAGGAAGUAAUGACGGAGAUUUUGGUGGCAAUAAUGGUGGUAAUGGGGGAGAUGGUGUUGAGGUACAAGUACCUCGAGCGGCUGUUGGUGUAGUGAUUGGUAAAGGUGGAGAUAUGAUUAAAAAAAUACAAGCUGAAACAGGAGCUAGAGUACAGUUUCAACAAGGUCGUGAUGAUGGACCUGGUGAUCGACGAUGUUUUUUAACUGGCAAACCUCAGAAUGUUGAAGCAGCCCGGCAACGAAUUGAGGAAUUAAUUGAUAGUGUACAUAGGCGUGAUAACGAGGGAGGUAAUCAACAAGGUGGUAAUCAAGGACGAAAUAACAAUCGAGGUGGGGGCGGAGGUGGAGGUCGUAAUGAUUUUAAUAAUGGUAAUGGUAAUCAACGUAACGGUAACUUUGGAGGUGGGGCACCACAAUGGGGUGGUGGUCCACAAGGUAAUCAAUCUCAAGUUGAAGUCACGUUUCAAGUACCAACGUAUAAAUGUGGUGUAAUCAUUGGACGUGGAGGAGAAACAAUAAAACAAAUUAAUCAACAAUCUGGAGCACAUUGUGAAUUAGAUAGACGUGCACCGCCUGGAAAUGGUCAAGAGAAAACAUUCAUUAUUCGAGGUGAUGCUGAAUGCGUAGAAAAUGCAAAACGAAUAAUUAGUGAAAAAAUUCAAAUGCCAUUAUAUUUUACACCCACGUCGAAUAAUGGUGGUGGUGGCGGUAAUCCACCACCUGGUAUGGCGCCAGGGCCAAUGAAUCCAGCUGCCAUUCCAACCGCUUAUCCUGGUAUGGCACCACAACAAGCAUAUAAUCCACAACAACAAUGGGGGGUUGCACCGGGACCCGAUGCAGCAGCAGGUGGCUAUCCACAACAAUGGCCGCAACAAAAUGCGGCUGCGGCAACAACUCAAGUACAAAUCAAUCCACAAACCGGUCAACCUGACUAUUCAAAACAAUGGGCUGAAUAUUAUCGUUCUUUAGGAAUGCAUCGUGAAGCGGAUAUGAUUGAGCAACAGGCUAAAGCAGGUGGAGCAGCGGCUGCUGUACAAGCUCAACCUGCUGCAACAACGGUUGCACCUGUUGCUGGUCAACAACCAGCAGCAGGACAACCUACAGCCAAUGGUGCUGUUGCAGCGGGUGGAGCAGUACCUGGUGCUGCUCAACCUGACUACAGUGCACAGUGGGCCGAAUACUAUAGAAGUAUUGGUAAAAUAAAAGAAGCUGAAGCUAUUGAGGCUCAAAUGAAAAGUAAAACUGGAGCUGUAGCACCUGGUGGUAUGGCAACUAGUACUGCUGCCGUAAGUGUUGCAGGUUCUGUAGUUACAUCAACACCAAGUGCUCCAGUGCAGGCUACAGCUGUUACAGCAGCACCUGGACAACCAUUUGCUGGAUAUGCGAAUUAUGGAGGAUACUAUGCUCAAGCUCAACAGCAGCCAUUAGCAGGUGCUGGUGGUGCACCAGCCGGUGGUGCAGCGCCUCAGCCCCAAUAUGGAUUUCCAGGAUAUAAUCAAGGAUAUGGACAGCCACAACAGACUGAUAAUUCGAAUUGAUAAAAUUCAAGACUAUAAUUUACCUAGUGUUCACUCAAAAUCACACACACAAACUGUUGUCCUCUUGUUGUCUCUGCGUUGUUUGUAUGAAUAUUUAUAAUUAAUAAUUAUGAUAUAAAAUGAGACAAAUUCAUUUUAUAAAUGCUGGAAAGAAAUUCAAUACACACUCCAUUUAAUUAUAGAAAACAAACAAAAAAUUCAAAAAACGUUCAGUUGAUUAUCUGUUUGUCUCAAACAAUAUUGCAAGCGCUAGCAGGGUUUCUGUGGUCAAUGACCAGGUUAAUUCGUGAUAUAGAUCAUUCUGUAUGUUUUUUAACUCAUAGAAUCGAUUUUUGGUGGUUUCAGACUCAUCCAUUCGGUCACUUCACUCUUACCAUUUUUUGUGGGUUGUAAAAAUUUACUUCAUUUUCCUUGCUUUACUAAAUUUAAAAAAAAAUUUUUUUUGAAUCCAAGCAGUACAAAUUUUAGGACUAGAUGAAACUACCUAAGCAGUCGCUGCAUAACAAAUUGAAAAAAAGUCAAACGGUACAAACCUACCGCUUAUAAUUAACAAACAAAAACCAGUUUUUUCUUUUUAACUUUGGAGAGCAAUGUCUUGAAAAUUGCUCAUUUUAGCGAAAAAUCCUUCUGGAAAUUUUGGACCUAACUAAUAGUAAUUUCACAUACAAAUUUUUGAAUCGAUUGAAUAAGGGAUGUUUUUUCAACCUCCAAAAAAAUGCUAACGAUGACCGAGCAAAUGAGUUUGACUGGAAUAAUCAAAAAUAGUUUCUUGGGAUACAAAAAACAUACUAAAUUAUCUAUCUAUCAGCAGUAAACCUUUCAGUAUCCACAAAACUCCUGCUAGUGCUUGGAUUACAAGUUAAAAUAUGUUUUAAAAACAAAGAAAAUUGGACAUUUGUUAAACAAAUUUAUUAAUUUUUUUUAUAUUUUCUUUUUUGUUUUGAGCCAAUGAUUAGAUA
Molecule: messenger RNA, 3562 nt
Organism: Chrysoperla carnea
Lineage: Eukaryota; Metazoa; Arthropoda; Insecta; Neuroptera; Chrysopidae
Gene: Psi
Product: far upstream element-binding protein 2
Exons: 9
Coding region: 57-2603 (848 amino acids)
Biological process (GO): regulation of DNA-templated transcription
Cellular component (GO): nucleus; cytoplasm
Molecular function (GO): mRNA binding
Source: RefSeq, a predicted model, not a curated record